CACAGGGGCCCUGCGCCUUUAAAUCCUCAGCAGGUUAGGGCGGUGAGUGACAUCACUGGAAGCCUCCCGGGGAGCCGGGAGCCGGGGCCGGCCGAGCUGAGCCGCAGGAGCCAGCGGAACCCGAGUCGAGCCGAGCCGGGAGUCGGGAGCCGGGAGUCGGGAGUCGGGAGUCGGGAGUCGGGAGCCGGGAGUCGGGAGUCCGGAGUCGGGAGCCAGGGGCCGGGAGCCGGGAGCCGGGAGCCGGGAGCCGAUCGCUAGCACUCAUGGAGCAGCAGCGGCAGCAGCAGGGAAGCAGCGGGGGGCCCCGGAGGCCCGGCCGUCCGGCCCCUCCCCGGGCCGCCCCGGAGCCCGGCGGCCUGGCCAAGGAGCAGGCAGCCCCACGGCCCUUGGGACAGAGACCAAGGCCAGCACCCAUGGGACUGAGCCCAAAUCCACCAACCAAGGAGCAGAGGCCAUCUUUGUCUUCCACUGUGGAGCAGAGACCAGCCCUGUCCCCCAACUCGACUCUGGCCCCGGUGGGGCCCUGGCCAGCGACCACCUCCACGGGGCACCGGCCAUCUCUGACAUCCCUGGGACCCAGCCUGGCUCCAUCACCUGGGGAGCAGGGCCAGCCCCCUGUGUCCACGGGGCACCGGCCGUCUCUGACAUCCCUGGGACCCAGCCUGGCUCCAUCACGUGCAGAGCAGGGCCAGCCCCCUGUGUCCACGGGACCAAGGCCAUCUCUGACAUCCCUGGGACACAGCCUGGCUCCAUCACCUGGGGAGCAGGGCCAGCCCCCUGUGUCCACGGGACCAAGGCCAUCUCUGACAUCCCUGGGACACAGCCUGGCUCCAUCACCUGGGGAGCAGGGCCAGCCCCCUGUGUCCACGGGACCAAGGCCAUCUCUGACAUCCCUGGGACACAGCCUGGCUCCAUCACGUGCAGAGCAGGGCCAGCCCCCUGUGUCCACGGGACCAAGGCCAUCUCUGACAUCCCUGGGACACAGCCUGGCUCCAUCACCUGGGGAGCAGGGCCAGCCCCCUGUGUCCACGGGACCAAGGCCAUCUCUGACAUCCCUGGGACACAGCCUGGCUCCAUCACAUGCGGAGCAGGGCCAGCCCCCUGUGUCCACGGGACCAAGGCCAUCUCUGACAUCCCUGGGACCCAGCCUGGCUCCAUUACCUGGGGAGCAGGGCCAGCCCCCUGUGUCCACAGGACCAAGGCCAUCUCUGACAUCCCUGGGACACAGCCUGGCUCCAUCACAUGCAGAGCAGGGCCAGCCCCCUGUGUCCACGGGACCAAGGCCAUCUCUGACAUCCCUGGGACCCAGCCUGGCUCCAUCACCUGGGGAGCAGGGCCAGCCCCCUGUGUCCACAGGACCAAGGCCAUCUCUGACAUCCCUGGGACUCAGCCCGACUCCAUCAUUGGCAGGACCAUGGCCAGCAGCGCCCUCUCCUUCCUCCUCCACCUCCUCCUUCUCCUCAGCAGUGGAGAGCAAGCCUUUCCCGACACCCCCAGUGGAGCAGCACCAGCCGGUGUCAUCCUCCCCUUCUUCGGGGCAGAGGCAGGGUCCUGGAUCCUCAGGCUUAAAUCCAGGACCACCAACCAUAGAGCAAAGGCGAUCCUCCCCAUCUCCCCAGGGGCAGAGGGUGGCUCCAGCAUCCACAAGCCAUAACCCUGCUCUGUCCUGCCCCUUACUUUGUCCAGCUUCAUCACCAGUGGAGCAGAGACCUCUAUCACCCUCUGGAGAACCAUCUUGGACAUCCCUAGAGCCAGCCCCAGCUCCAUCAUCCAGGGAUUGGAUGCACUCUGAGCCCAGACUGACCCCCUCUUCUGAAAGACUCCCUGUACCCCGGCCCCAGGGCACAGGCGGAGCUGGCACCCCCUCACCAGCUGGGACUACCCACACCCUAAGCCAGACUUCAGCCAAUCCCUCCCUCUCUCUCUCCUUCCGCCCUCGGCCCGAAGCCCCCCGGAAUCCCAGUCCAGAGGACUCUCUCCUGCCCCGGCCACCCCAGGCCCUGCCACUCGACACAAGCCAUGGUCAGCAGGAGGCAGGGACCCGCUCUCCAGUCCUGCUGUCUCCUGUGUCACUGAAGCCAACGUUCCCCACCUCGACAGGAGGCCCCGUGGCCCUCCCGAAGCCACCCCCCUCCCCUAACCGCUCACCGAACCGUUCCCCGGGCACCAGCCAUGUUAAUGUGGCUGCACACUUGGGAGCCCCACCCCCUAAGCCUCCUGAAGCAUCCCCCUCUAAGACUAUCAUAAAUGGGACAAGCCCCAGUGGGCACAGGAGUGCUGCCCCCCCAGUCCAGGCCCCUCAGGCUCCCCUCCCUUCUUCCCCUUCUGGAUCAGCCUGGUCAGCACAGUCUACCUGCAAAGGAGACCCUGGCUUCCGGAUCACCAUAGUGACGUGGAACGUGGGUACCGCCAUGCCCCCUGACGAUGUCACCUCCCUCCUGCAUCAGAAUGGGGAUGACAGCGGCGGUUCAGACAUGAUAGCCAUUGGGCUCCAGGAGGUGAAUUCCAUGAUCAACCAACGACUCAAGGAUGCACUCUUCACUGACCAGUGGAGUGAGCUCUUCAUGGAUGCAUUGGGGCCCUUCAACUUCGUCAUGGUGAGCACAGUGAGGAUGCAAGGAGUGAUUCUUCUGGUCUUUGCCAAGUAUUAUCACCUGCCCUUCCUCCGGGACAUCCAGACAGACUGCACCCGGACCGGGCUGGGUGGCUACUGGGGCAACAAGGGCGGCGUGAGCAUCCGCCUCUCGGUCUUCGGCCACAUGGUCUGUUUCCUCAACUGUCACCUUCCUGCCCACAUGGACAAGGCUGAACAGAGGAAGGAAAAUUUCAUGACCAUCCUCAACAUGCAGCAGUUUGAGGGGCCCAUGGCGCACGGCAUCCUGGACCAUGACAUUGUCUUCUGGUUUGGGGACCUCAACUUCCGCAUCGAGAGUUAUGACCUGCACUUUGUCAAGUUCGCCAUUGAUAACAACCAACUACAGAAGCUCUGGGAAAAGGACCAGCUGAACAUGGCCAAAGGCUCCUGGCCGGUGCUCAGGGGUUUCCAGGAGGGGCCCCUCACCUUCGCUCCCACCUUCAAGUUUGAUGUGGGCACCAACUAUUAUGACACCAGUGCCAAGAAGCGAAAGCCUGCCUGGACGGACCGAAUCCUCUGGAAGAUCAAGGCACCAAGCGGGGGGCCGAGCCCCUCUGGCCGAGAGAGCCACCGGGUGCAGGUGACUCAGCAGAGCUACCGGAGCCAUAUGGAAUACACCGUCAGUGACCACAAGCCUGUGGCUGCCCUCUUUGUCCUGCAGUUUGCCUACAGAGAGGAUGUACCCCUGGUGAGGAUUGAGGUAGCGGAUGAGUGGCUGAGGCCUGACCAGGCAGUGGCUCGUUACCGUAUGGAGAGUGUCUUCUCACGAAGUUCCUGGGACUGGAUCGGCCUCUAUCGGGUGGGCUUCCGGCACUGCAAGGACUACGUGGCCUAUGUGUGGGCCAAGCAUGAAGAUGUGGACGGCACCACCUACCAGGUGACAUUCAGUGAAGAGUCACUCCCCAGGGGCGGGGGCGAGUUCAUACUGGGUUACUAUAGCCACAGCCAGAACAUCCUCAUCGGGGUCACUGACCCAUUCCAGAUCUCCCUGCCCGCUUCCGAUGAGGGCAGCAGCCCCACGGACAGCUCGAGGGCCAGCUCCGAGGGUGAGGAUGACAGCACCCUGGAGCUGCUGGGCCCCAAGUCCCGGAGCCCCAGCCCGGGGAAGAUGAAGAGACACAGAAGCCGCAGCCCGGGCCUGGCCAAGUUCCCCGGCCUGGUUCUCCGGCCUUCAUCCCGGGAGCGGGGGACGAGCCGCAGCCCCUCCCCACAGGGCCACCGGCCCCUCAAAUCCAGCGGCUCGGGGCUGAAAACAGGACCGAAGGCCAAGGAGAAGAAGGGAAAAGCGAGCUCGGGCCCCGAGGAAGACGAUCCACCCCUGCCUGAGAUACCCGGGCCCUGGAACUUUGCAUUGUCCAGCUCCCUGCCUCGGCCUGUGCCCCGCACCCUGGGCCUCCUGCCCUCCCUUCGGCUGGAGCCCAUCCUCGGCAGCCAGUGGCGCGCCGAGUCUGAGCAGGAGGACCAGAUCAGCCCCAAGAGCCCGAGCCACAGCCCUCGGAGCCCUUCACCCAGCCCCAAGAGCCAACCGGGGAUAGAAGAUGGGCCCUUGGGGCCCUGAGUGGGAGCCCAUCCCCAGGAAGCCACCAUCCCCAGUAGAGAGCCUGCUGUGUGACCACCCUCCCUCUCUGUGCUGCCUUUGCCUCUACCCCACCCAUGGCUCCUCCUCUGAGCCCUGCAGGCCAGCCAUCUGCCCAUGGGGAGGGCCAGGAGGGGCCCUGCACAAGUGUCGAGCUGGCCAGGGGUUACCUCCAUGCGCCAUCAUGAAGAGGGACCCCCCUCCCUCCAUCCUGGACCCUAACCUGUGACGAUCACUGCCCCCUUGCUUUCCCCAAGCCCGGCGCUGGGUGCAGGGGGGCUGGGGGCUGUGUACAGCCCCCAGCUGCCAGCCAUCAUCCUGAGGGUUGUUUAUUUGGAAAUAAACU
Messenger RNA from Dromiciops gliroides (monito del monte), 4557 nucleotides. It is a transcript of the gene INPP5J, whose product is annotated as inositol polyphosphate-5-phosphatase J. Gene Ontology annotation, biological process: phosphatidylinositol dephosphorylation; negative regulation of peptidyl-serine phosphorylation. The coding region runs from base 264 to 4193 and encodes 1309 amino acids. Gene Ontology annotation, molecular function: phosphatidylinositol-3,4,5-trisphosphate 5-phosphatase activity; phosphatidylinositol-4,5-bisphosphate 5-phosphatase activity. The record is from RefSeq and is a predicted model, not a curated record. The transcript is spliced from 13 exons. Lineage: Eukaryota; Metazoa; Chordata; Mammalia; Microbiotheria; Microbiotheriidae. Gene Ontology annotation, cellular component: cytoplasm; ruffle; plasma membrane.